This is a messenger RNA of Hydra vulgaris (swiftwater hydra), 1483 nucleotides long. Its product is annotated as tubulin epsilon chain. NCBI's taxonomy places the organism in Eukaryota, Metazoa, Cnidaria, Hydrozoa, Anthoathecata, Hydridae. Gene Ontology annotation, biological process: mitotic cell cycle; microtubule cytoskeleton organization. Gene Ontology annotation, cellular component: cytoplasm; microtubule. Gene Ontology annotation, molecular function: structural constituent of cytoskeleton; GTP binding. The record is from RefSeq and is a predicted model, not a curated record.
UUUUAUAUUAAUUUUUUUCUGCAGUAUGACCCAAUCUAUUAUAAUUCAAAUUGGUCAAUGUGGUAACCAAAUUGGUUAUCGCUUUUGGGAUUGUGCUGUUAAAGAAUAUGAUAGUGUAAAUAAGCUGUCAAACUGGAAUCCAUCACUAUCAAGUUUUUUUUAUAAUUCUGAGAAAAAAAUAAAUCAUUUUAAAACUGCUACAUGUUUUAAAAGUUUAAAAGCAAGGGCUGUGUUAAUUGACAUGGAGGAAGGAGUAAUUAAUGAUAUUAUGAAAAGUCCACUGGCUACUUUGUUUGAGCAAAAACAAGUCAUUAAUGAUGUUUCAGGAGCUGGUAAUAAUUGGGCAGUUGGUUAUUUUGACUAUGGUAACAAGUAUAAAGAUCAAAUUUCUGAAGUGAUCAGAAAAUCUGCAGAGCAAUGUGAUUGUUUGCAAUGUUUUUUUUGCCUGCAUUCAAUGGGUGGUGGUACUGGAUCAGGUGUUGGGACGUUUGUUUUGCGUCUACUUGAAGAAGAAUACCCAGAAGUAUUUCGAUUUGUCACAGCUGUAUAUCCUUCAGAGGAUGAUGAUGUUGUAACAUCACCAUAUAAUUCAUUAUUGGCUAUGCAUCAGCUUACUGAAGCAGCUGACUUUGUUAUACCCAUUGAAAAUCAAGCAUUGAUAAAUAUUACACAAAAUGUUUCUAAACAUUCUAGUUCUAAAGUAGAAGUUCAAAAAUCAAAAUCGGAAAAACCUUUUGACAGUAUGAAUAAUAUUGUUGCUAGUUUGUUAUUAAACUUAACAAGUUCUUCAAGAUUUGAAGGCUCCAUGAAUGUUGACUUGAAUGAAAUAUCAAUGAACUUAGUUCCUUUUCCAAAAUUGCAUUAUAUAACAACUAGCAUGACACCAAUAUUUAGUUCAUCUUUAAAUUUUGUUCCAAAGCGAAACUUUGAUCAAAUAUUUACUGAUGCUUUUUCUAAAGAAAAUCAGCUGUUGUGUGUUGAUCCAAAAAGUUGCCUUUACCUGGCCUGUGCCUUAAUGGUAAGAGGAGAAGUGGAGGUGUCAGAUAUUCGGAAGAACAUUGAUAAAAUAAAACCAAAGUUAAAUUUUAUAUAUUGGAAUCAGGAGGGUUGGAAAACAGGUUUAUGUUCUGUACCCCCUGCAAAUAUGAAAUCAAGUUUACUCACUUUAGCCAAUAAUACUUGCAUUCAUUAUACUUGCAUGGAUUUACGAAAUCGCUUUGUAAAAUUAUAUAAAAGGAAAGCGCAUUUACAUCACUAUACACAUGUAUCAGGAUUUGAACAAAGUUUGUUUGAUGAAAGUCUUACUUCAAUUGACUUGUUAAUUAGUGAAUAUGAAAAAUUAGAAGCAACUUCGAAAAUCCCACCGCCAUGUUUUGAAAGACUAAAAGUUUUUUGAAAGACUAAAAGUUUUUUGCUAAUUACAUUUAUUAUAUAAUUGUAUAUCUUUAUUAUUUUUUGAACUAUAAAUAGUUAAGUAUCCUGA